This is a messenger RNA of Ostertagia ostertagi, 477 nucleotides long. NCBI's taxonomy places the organism in Eukaryota, Metazoa, Nematoda, Chromadorea, Rhabditida, Trichostrongylidae. The record is from the annotation of a GenBank genome assembly.
AUGGAGUCCCUCGAACGGACACCCUACCACGAUCCUUACACGGAGGAAUUGAAACAACAGUUAGCCGAGCAAGAAAAUCGACCAAGGCAGGAUCUUCAGACAAUCUACGAGCAUCCAGUUAUAAUCAAGCGACCUCAAUUUCGUCCGAUGGAAAUGGAUGUGUACAGCGGCAUGUCGCCGGUGCCACGGAUCAGUUCACCACAAUCGUUAGCUGAUGAAUUAAGUGAAGCCGAGAGGGAGAUUGAAAAACGGAAGAAAUCAGAACCUGAUUUGCGUACCCCAGAUCGAAUAUUCAAAGUGGUAUUCGUGGGUGAUUCAGCAGUUGGAAAGACAUGUUUUUUGCACCGGUUUUGUUACAAUCGUUUCAAGCCGUUAUUCAAUGCCACCAUUGGGGUGGAUUUCACGGUGAAAACAAUGAACGUUGGUGACCGUGUAAUCGCCCUCCAGCUUUGGGAUACUGCGGGGCAAGAAAGGUAA